UAAUUAGACUGGAGUAUUUUAUGAGCCAGGAAAUAUAUACUGCCUUUGGGUCCAAAAGUACUUUUUUGAAGGAAAAUCUCAAAAUCCAAAAAUGCCUGUUACCAAGACUGAUUGGAUUCAUCGGUAUGAAUCUUGCACUGACAUGCUGCAAAAACUUGGCCCUUCUGAUGUUCUCGAGUGGGUUGACAGAAUAAUAUUUUCUCCUGAAUCAUUAGAAAAUAUGAGUAUUGACUGUAGGUCUGAUAUUGUCAAGCGUAUUCUUAAAUUCUGUCGAAUGAAAUCUUCCAGGCACAAAGGGGAUUUUGAUCUAAGCUCUCAGUGGAGUGAUACUGCUGCUAUUCUGAAUCAGUAUCAUCAGCAUCUUCAGAGACUUGAUGAUGAAACACUGGUUCAGUUGCGAGAAUCUUAUGAUCCAAAAAUCAAAGAUUAUUGCAAAGCCUUUGAUCUUACCAAAUCCUCAACAGAAAAGCUGAAAGAUUUGUUAGCUAGAAUUGUACUCGAAGGACCAGAUUUGCAAUUACUGAAAACAUUUUUGUCUUGUUGUCCCUCAGACAUUAGUUGGGAACCAGCUGAUGCAUAUAUUAAAGCAAUAAAUGUUAUUUUGUUGCAGUUGAAGCAACCUCAAAACAUGGUAUAUUCGUGUUUUAAAACUAUAACACCAGUUCAUAUUUUAGAAGCAAUUUUGGAAGACAUAUCUAAAGAAAAAGAAGAAUUGAUGAUUGAAGAUUUGGCAGUUGAGAUACUUAACGAAUUUUGCCAAGAUGCAAACAUUUCAGUGUCUACUAGAUUGAGCAUUCUUCAGCUAUUAGAAAAAACUGAUUGUCUUUCACCUGAAUAUGGUGAUUUAUUACUUCUAUAUCGAACACAGGCAGUGGUUACUUCCUUAUGGCCUAAUCUUGAAGUAUCCGAAGAAGAAGUGAAAGAUGAAUUUCAGAGAAAAAUUUUAUUCGACACUCUUCUCAAUAUGUGCAGGACAGUUAACCAUUUCAUUGCUUUAGCAAAAUUAUUAAGCCACUGGCCUGCAUUUUCAGAGCAUGAGGAUUGGGCAUGUAAUGAUGAACCAUGGGCUAAACUUUUAUGUGGAUUAAUAGCUUUGUCAAACAAAGAUGCUUUGAAUGCUGCUGUUAGCAUACUUGAAAAGGCAUCAGUAUUUCCCUCUUUUAAUGAAAAGUGUUCUCAAGAAGUCUUCAGAAAGAUACAAGAAAAGGGAUGCAUUCUUUAUACAAUGAAAUAUGCAUUAAAGACAGAUUAUAAAGCCUUACAUGAUGCAGCUUUAAAUAUACUCAAAGAUAAUCCAAAGAUUACUGGCGAUGAUUAUGAUGAUGAACUCUUAGAUCUAAUCCUGAAACACAACUUGACAUCAAGGAUAAUAUCAAGUGGAUUAUACAAGCCAGUGAUAGAAUUCUUAUUACAUUGUCAAGAUGACAGUAAUAUACAAGGCAGUUAUAAAUCAAUCGACAGUAUAGUUAAAGAACUUCAUGAAGCGGGUUACGAUUCUGAGGCUGCUAGCAUUUUGCUCAUUAAGAAUUCUACACAUACAGGUCUCAGCACAUUUUCUUCUGCAAUUAAUGUUCUACAUAGGUGGCUAUCUGCAAAUAAAUCUUAGAAUGUCUGUGAUGAUAUAUGAUUAUAAAAUAAAAUUUAUAUAUACAUGAAAUAAAAACUUUUUUAUUGAAUUUAA
Molecule: messenger RNA, 1681 nt
Organism: Stegodyphus dumicola
Lineage: Eukaryota; Metazoa; Arthropoda; Arachnida; Araneae; Eresidae
Product: NBAS subunit of NRZ tethering complex-like
Biological process (GO): retrograde vesicle-mediated transport, Golgi to endoplasmic reticulum
Cellular component (GO): Dsl1/NZR complex
Molecular function (GO): SNARE binding
Source: RefSeq, a predicted model, not a curated record